CGUUUAACAGCCAAACGGAUGUGUUUACACCUUCACGUCUCUCUUCCGCCCCUUAUUUCUAAUAAGUUGCCUAUAACAAGCUCGGUUCUUCAAACUGAGUUUCAUUCCAGGUGUUUUUCAAUCUCCGUGUUUUACGAAAUGGCCUACCCAGGAUACGGCGCUCCGGCUGGUGGAUUCCCUGGAAUGCCGCCGCAGCAACAAGAUCCAAUGUAUGGAUACUUUACACAAGUGGCUGGACAGGAUGGACAGAUCUCUGCAGAAGAGCUGCAGCGCUGCCUCACGCAGUCCGGCAUGUCUGGAUCCUACAAACCUUUCAGCAUUGAGACGUGCAAACUGAUGAUCAACAUGCUGGAUAGGGACAUGUCUGGGAUGAUGGGUUUCAACGAGUUCAAGGACCUGUGCCAGGCCCUCAACGGCUGGAAAGGCACCUUUACAUCCUUUGACCGGGACCACAGCGGGACAGUGGAGGGCCAUGAACUGCAGCAGGCCAUCGGCACAAUGGGCUACAAUCUAAGCCCUCAGGCUAUGAAUUGUAUCAUGAAGCGCUACAGCAACCAUGGCAGAAUUCCUUUUGAUGAUUUUGUGAGUUGCUGUGUGAGACUCCGUGCCCUGACUGAUCAGUUCCGAAGAAGGGACACGGCCCACAGUGGGAAUGCCACCUUUCAGUAUGACGACUUUAUCCAGGUCGCUAUGAGCGUUUGAAAAGGACAAACCUUUCCACUGAGGACCAUCCAACUGCUUUGUUUUUUUUAUUAAUCAUUUCUAUUUUAUGUGUUUUCUAUAAAUUCAUCUCCCAUUUUCAAAGCUUAAGUCACUUAUAAGCCAUUCUUGCCCUUAUAUAGGAGAACAAAACAUUUAGCAUCUUAUAAGUAUGAUUAUUACUCUUUUAUAAAUGCUUUGCUUGCUUUCUACCAUAUGAUGUUAACUAUAAACAGACUUUUAUGAAAUUAAAACACAAUAUGAAGCCUGUUGACUGUC
Messenger RNA from Cyprinodon tularosa, 978 nucleotides. It is a transcript of the gene sri, whose product is annotated as sorcin. The transcript has 9 exons. Bases 19 to 702 code for a protein of 227 amino acids. Lineage: Eukaryota; Metazoa; Chordata; Actinopteri; Cyprinodontiformes; Cyprinodontidae. The record is from RefSeq and is a predicted model, not a curated record. Gene Ontology annotation, molecular function: calcium ion binding.